Messenger RNA from Geosmithia morbida, 1425 nucleotides. RefSeq names its product pleiotropic regulator 1. The coding region runs from base 1 to 1425 and encodes 474 amino acids. The transcript has 3 exons. Gene Ontology annotation, molecular function: protein binding. Gene Ontology annotation, cellular component: precatalytic spliceosome; Prp19 complex; catalytic step 2 spliceosome. NCBI's taxonomy places the organism in Eukaryota, Fungi, Ascomycota, Sordariomycetes, Hypocreales, Bionectriaceae. The record is from RefSeq and is a predicted model, not a curated record. Gene Ontology annotation, biological process: mRNA splicing, via spliceosome.
AUGGAGACGCCACAGUACCCCGAAGACGUGCUCCAGUUAAGCUCUCUCGUGUCACAAAAUGCCUCGACAGCACAGCAGCUUUACACGCGGGGGCCGUCAUCGACAUCGGCUAGCACGACGACCGCCAAGCGGCAGAAGCUCGAAGACGCGUUCGAAGACCCCAUCAUGAAGCGGCGAUUUCAGUACGAGUUUUCCGACGUGCAGACGCUCCCGGAGUCAAUCGCGUCCAAGCAGCCCGGGAAGCCAGGCAAGAAGAAGGCGGCAGCAGGGGGCAAUGCCGGUGCCCUGGUCAAGAGGGGGGGACGGCCCCAGAAGUUGCUCGAGGGGCCCGGUGGCUCGGCGGCGGCGAUAGCCAUCGGUGCAGACGGCGCCGGGAGUGCCGGGAGUGCCGGUGGACAGCAGCAACUCACAACGGGGAGGACGUCACACGUCCAGCAGCCGAAGCCGGAGUGGCACCCGCCAUGGAAGCUGAUGCGCGUCAUCUCGGGCCACCUGGGCUGGGUGCGCGCCCUGGCGGUGGAGCCGGGCAACAAGUGGUUCGCGAGCGGCGCGGGCGACCGGACCAUCAAGAUCUGGGAUAUGGCGACGGGGUCGCUGAAGCUGACGCUGACGGGCCAUAUCAGCACGGUGCGCGGGCUGGCCGUCUCACCGCGGCACCCGUACCUCUUCUCGUGUGGCGAGGACAAGAUGGUCAAGUGUUGGGACCUCGAGACCAACAAGGUCAUCCGUCACUACCACGGCCACCUGAGCGGCGUCUACACCCUGGCUCUGCACCCGACCCUCGACGUGCUCGUCACCGGCGGCCGCGACGGCGUCGCCCGCGUCUGGGACAUGCGCACCCGCUCCAACAUCCACGUCCUCUCCGGCCACACCGGGACCGUCGCCGACCUCGUCUGCCAGGAAGCUGACCCUCAGGUCAUCACCGGCUCCCUCGACUCUACCGUCCGCCUCUGGGACCUCGCCGCGGGUAAGACUAUGGGUGUCCUCACUCACCACAAGAAGGGCGUCCGCGCCCUCGCCACGCAUCCGACCGAGUUCACCUUUGCCACGGGCAGCACGGGCAGCAUCAAGCAGUGGAAGUGCCCCGAGGGCGCCUUCAUGCAGAACUUUGAGGGUCAGAAUGCCAUCAUCAACACCCUCAGCGUCAAUCAGAACAAUGUCUUCUUCUCAGGAGGCGACAAUGGCUCUAUGGGCUUCUGGGAUUGGAAGACGGGCCACCGCUUCCAGUCUCUAGAUACAACUGCUCAGCCUGGAUCGCUUGACGCCGAAGCCGGCAUCAUGAGCUCCACGUUUGAUCGCUCCGGCUUACGUCUCAUCUGUGGUGAAGCCGACAAGACGAUUAAAAUCUGGAAGCCCGACGAGAAGGCCACGCCAGAGACGCACCCUCUCGAAUGGACGCCGUCGCUCGCAUACCGCAAGUUUUAA